UCUUCUUUGUUACCUUCUUGCGUAUGUAAUUGGUCUUAUGUAUAGCACUUGGUAUUUAUCUUUCCAUGUCUAUAGGAUGACUUUCAUGUGGAGAUUCUAAUCUUUGAAAUUAUGCCUGCUAGCUUGAGUGUACGUAAGUCGUUGGCUUCUGCGAUGCAGGGCGGCCGAGAAGUAGUCGCUGUUGGUUCUAAGCUUGCGCUUCGGUGUUUAUACCCUUUUCAUUACGUAUCUUCGUUGGUACUCAUGUUUCUGAUAUCCAGUGUAAUACAGAAUGAACAAGCCAAUGUUUUUACUCAUCGAUUCAUCCCAGUGGAUGUAUUUCUGGAUGUGUACAUCGUCUUCAAAGAUACAUGAUUUAUUUCAAUAUACUGCAAGAGAAUAGAAAAAAAGAUAAGAUAGAUAGAGAAAGAGAUGUAUCGCAUCGGUGUAAUAGAAACGCUCAAGGGGGUAAAAAACGUCCGGGAGAAU
Molecule: messenger RNA, 468 nt
Organism: Aspergillus vadensis CBS 113365
Lineage: Eukaryota; Fungi; Ascomycota; Eurotiomycetes; Eurotiales; Aspergillaceae
Exons: 1
Coding region: 112-354 (80 amino acids)
Source: RefSeq, a predicted model, not a curated record